AUGUUACAAAAUCAACAACAAAGUAUUACUCGACCAAGACACUCUCAUGCAUUGUCAACAACCAUCAUUGGAGAAGCCAUUUUCAAAAUCAUGAUUGAAGACAAAACCAAAACGAAUUUAUUGAAUACCAUGAUGAAGAUUGGAGGGAAAGAUGAACCACAAAAAAAUUCUCAGAACCAACUUGUACAACCCUCGAGUAAUAAUAAUAACCAAAUCAAUACAAGAGAUGAUGGCUCUCAAAUAUCCUCAAGACAAUCCAUGGGUGGUGGUAUCAUGGAUGAUUCUCAUGAUGACACUGCAGAGAUUGAAGUAACUCUCUCAACUGCUGCUGAGAAGAAAAAGAAGAGAAGAUCAUUUUCAAAUGUCAUUCAGCAAACAACGAUGAAUAUUUCAAAAGGAAUAUCAUCCUUGCAGUUUAAAUCAAGAGGUGUUGCAUUGAGAGUUAAUGAGCUACUUGUUUAUACCAUUAAAGAUUCUCACCAAAAUAGAAAGUUAAAAGCAAAUCUUCAUCUCACCAAUGCAUCGGUGACCAUGGAUCCACUCUAUAAAAACUGUAUUAAAAUUGAAACGAGGGAAAAGAUCUUGAGAAUUAUGAUUGAAGAUGAAAGUAUUCGCAAGGGAUGGUUUUAUUCUCUCAAUGAACAAACCAAAAGAAAAGAAGAAGCUCUCAUUGCUUCUCAUUUCUCUUCCUCUUCAUUUGUUGGUGGAGAUGAUGAUGAUGGAGAUACUGGAGGUGAUUCAGAAAAUUGUUUGAAUGCAUCCAUGGUGGUCCUUCAACCAACUCCUCUCAAUUCAGCCCUUAAUCAAAUUUCUAUUGUUGAGAGCAUGGUUUCCCAAUUUACCAAUCAAAUCAAUGAAAUGAAUCCACAUGAAUAUUUUGAUCCAAAUUCGAAUUUAUUGGCAGAACCUCCCACAGGAAGAAAGCGAAGAGUGAAAUUUCCAAGUUUUGAAAUUAGUGGAACCACCAACGAUGUGUUGGAUUCCAUCAACCCCACUCCUACCACCACCACCACUACUCAUACAUCUUGUUUAGUUGAACCCAUCGUGAAAGAACAUCUUUCCAUGCUCACCACAGAGUUUUCGAAUCUUCAACACUUGACCUUUGCGAGUGCCAUUGCUCAUUUAACACUAAUUGGACAUUCAGUGAUGGAAAGUGCUCAAAUUGAAGCUAACCCUCAAACCAUUCUCAAUCACAUGACUGGAGGAUCUUCCAUUCUCAGACAAGGUUAUCUCAUUAAGGCUGGACCAAAUGAUCAUCAACCAUGGAAGAAGAGAUAUUGUGUUCUCACUCAAUCUCGUGAAUUCAGAUAUUUGGAAGAUUUCGGAGGUACUCUUCAAGGAUUAUUUUCAGUAGAGAAUGCCAAUGUAUCGAGAAUCCACAUGGAUGCAUCCACACAUAUCAUUCCAUUUGCAACGACAACACAGGACAACAAUGGAUGCGUUACUCGAAGAUUUCUCUUUAUGAUUGAGACCAUCGAUGGCAUAGUGUACAAAUUUGAAGCACCUUCCUAUGUUUCCAUGAAGAGUUGGUUUCAAUCGUUUGAACGUUGUGGUUGUCGAACCAAACUCGAUGAUGGAGUUAUUUGGAGUGGAAAGUUAUGGAAAGAACGACUGACAACUCCAAUGUCAACAACAACAAGUACAACAACAACAACGAAUGUUUCAAAUCCAAUGUCAACAACAACGAAUGUUUCAACAAACACUACUUGUAGGACUUGUGCUACAACAACAAGUGGAGGUGACGCCAUCUCGAGUGGUACCACUCUUCACACAUCUCAAUGGAUUCCAAGACAUGUUGUAUUGUUGGAAUCGAAUGAAUUGAAAUAUUACAAUAAGAAGGGAGGAACUUUAGUGGGAACCAUCAAACUUGAAGAUAGUUAUGUCAAUCGUGUAACAUGUGCUGCUGUUGGUGGUACUAAUGCCACCACUUGUAAUGAUCAAAUGCACCACUGCUUGUUCAAGAUUUACACACCUGAGAGAAGCCAUCAAUUCCAAGCAAAAGAUGAAGAAACUCUUCAGAAAUGGAUUCAAACCAUUCUCCAAUAUGGUUGUAAGCUGAGAAACGAAAUGGAUCCAGAACCAGUAUUCAAGAAAAAACUUGACCAAUUCUAUCUCAACUCUACAGUAAUGUUAGAACAACAAGAAAAACUACAGGAUUAUAUUGUGGAUGAGGAAAUGUUGAAGAGUAAAUUAUUGAGAAAUAAGAGUCAAGCAUCGAAUACGGCCCGUAUGAUGAAUGUGAGAAAAGCUCAACCACAUGAUUCGAGUCAAUAUGGUGAACAGAGAUUGAAACAAGAACACAGUGAUGAGGAGGUCUCAAAUCAAAAGAGUGAAGAUGAUGAGCCUUUCCAAACCAUUCCUUCAACGAAUGUCGAAAAAGUUGAGACAUUGAAGAGAAUGAAUGAAAAUCACAGCCAGGAAUCAAUGACAUCAUCACCAUAUCGACCACCACCAUCACUACAUGAAGAAGAACAACAUGAUCCAGUGGUAGGUGAUAGGAUUCACGCUCCUACGAAAGAUCUUUCUAAAGAAUCUAAGAGUAGUAGUAGUAAUGAUGAUGAUGAUGAUGAGGUGGUAGUGAUGAUUCCAACAAGUUUUGAAACCAUUAUUAUUGAGAAUCGUGAGACUGUCCCCAAUGAAAUCAUGACCACUUCAUCAUUCAUCACAACAACAACAACAACAACAACUGAAGAAAAAGAGAUUCCUUCAUUCGAAACCACUAAAGACGACGACGAGAAAUCAUCCACUCAUUUUGAGUUAGCGAUGAGGAAUGCUGAGAGUCAUCUCUUGGAAUCAUUAUCACCAAACAACAACAACAACACGUCGAACGACCUGACCAAAUCCGAGGAUGAAGAGCCUACCAUUUCCACGAACCACUCUUCUCCCCACCACACACAACGCGGGUGCACAGAGGACACUCCACUACCCAGUAGUAGUCGUACUAUUACUACUACUCAAAUUGCAUUACACUCUCAGUCACCACCAUCAUCAUCAUCACUACAAGAGACCAAAGAUGUGAUUUCAAAGACUCAAAGUGUAGAGCCUCGACAAAGUAAGGAGUUUUUUAUUACUUCCUUUAAGGCUCAUUGUCAGGAGAAAGUGAUUGGAGAAGCCAUUCAAAAAACUCUCCAGAAAGAAGAACAAGUCUCACCACAAGUCACUCAUUCGAAUGAACAAUACCAUCAUGAAUCGAAUCAUGAUACUCACUACUACAAGGUAUCCAAUCCCUCUUUCUCUUCUGCCCAACCUACCUUUGUCUAUGAAGUGGUUCAAGGUCUUUCUCCAACCAUUGUCAUUGAUCAUGGUUCAGGUGUGUUGAAGGCUGGUUUGGCCGAUGAAGAAUAUCCAAGUGCAGUAUUUUGUAACAUGAUUGGACGAUUGAAAGAAUACAGUAUUGCUAAAGGAAUGAUGAUGAAUGUACAUCAUCUACAUCAUCAUCACUAUGUAGGUCGUCGUGCAACAACAACAACAACAACCAACCCGUCUCAACAAUUAUACUUUGGUGAUGGUGCUCAAGCUUUGAGAAGUCUUCUCUCAUUGAGUUACCCUGUAGAGAAAGGAAUUGUCAAAAACUUUGAAGAUUGUGAAAUGAUGCUUCAAUAUACACAAGAUCGUCUUGGUUUGGAAAGUUUUUCAGAUCAUCCUGUGCUCUUGACUGAAUCUCCUGAUAAUCCAAGAGCCAAACGAGAACGACAAACUCAAAUGAUGUUCGAAACUUUUGAUGUUCCAUAUUUGUACAUGGCCAAAUCUGCGGUAUUAGCCUUAUUCGCUUAUGGAAGAACCACUGGAAUGUGUUUGGAUUCUGGUGAUGGAGUGAGUCAUGUGGUACCCAUCUAUGAAGGUUACUCAUUACCUCAUGCAGUGAAUCGAUUGAAUUUGGCAGGAAAAGAUCUCACUCAUUACAUGAUCCAAUUGUUGAAUGAAAGACAGAAUUCCCCAUUUACUCAAAAUGGAACAAGUGCUUUUGAAAUUGUAAAAUGUUUGAAAGAAGAAUUGUGUGAAGUUCAACAAACAAGUACUACAACUUUGAAUCCAACUGUUGUGAAUUAUGAACUACCUGAUGGUUCUUCUGUCAGUGUUGGAGAGGAGAGAUUCAAAUGUCCAGAAUUGUUAUUCAAUCCCUCUCUCACAGGUCAUCAUGAUUCAUUGGGUAUUGUUGAAUUGUGUAAAAAGACCAUCUACGAUACAGACAUUGAUUUGAGAAAAACCCUAGCACAAAAUAUAUUCCUUUCUGGUGGUUCCACACAAUUCAAAGGACUUCAAACAAGAUUACAACACGACUUGCAACAAGUUUUACCUUACUCUCAAAAAGUGAGAGUUAGUAAUUCCAUCCAUGAUUCACAACAAUAUUUGGCUUGGAUUGGAGGUUCUAUAUUGGGUAAAAUGUCAAGAUUUACCUAUGAUGCAAUGUCUCGAGAAGAAUAUGAUGAGAUGGGUCCACAUCAUGCUCAUGUCAAGUUCAUGUAG
Messenger RNA from Naegleria fowleri, 4467 nucleotides. RefSeq lists its product as uncharacterized. The transcript is spliced from 3 exons. The record is from RefSeq and is a predicted model, not a curated record. NCBI's taxonomy places the organism in Eukaryota, Heterolobosea, Eutetramitea, Acrasida, Naegleriidae. Bases 1 to 4467 code for a protein of 1488 amino acids.